This is a messenger RNA of Eurytemora carolleeae, 2096 nucleotides long. Its product is annotated as protein maelstrom homolog. Gene Ontology annotation, cellular component: P granule; nucleus. Gene Ontology annotation, biological process: spermatogenesis; male meiotic nuclear division; regulation of miRNA-mediated gene silencing. Bases 373 to 2043 code for a protein of 556 amino acids. NCBI's taxonomy places the organism in Eukaryota, Metazoa, Arthropoda, Copepoda, Calanoida, Temoridae. The transcript has 15 exons. The record is from RefSeq and is a predicted model, not a curated record. Gene Ontology annotation, molecular function: sequence-specific DNA binding.
CUUUCGCCCUCCCCCCCACAUCAUCAAAACAAUUACUGAACUCACUGUACCUGAAACUUUAUCAAAUUAUCUCUGAACUCCUAAGUAGUAAUUAUUAAAAGUCACUAAAAUACUAUGCAAUACAUACAACUAAAGCAAUAUUACAACUAUUGAAUAAUAAUCUGAACAUAAUUGUUUUAAAAUUCCAAACUAUUUUGCCAUGAACGAGUGAUUUUACGUUUAUCCUAUGCAUGUUAUAUCGUGAUUGUUUGAUAAAAUUCAGCAUUUAGAAAAGUGUACAAUAAAUAAAUAUACAGCUGAGACUCCCAAACCUAAGUAAAUUGUGUUUUUGGCUGACAUAUGUAGAAUGAAAGUGUUAUUUUCAUAAUAAAGAUGGUUCGCGGAGGAUCGAGAGCAAACAGCCAAAAAACAAACGAUCAAGAUAAAGUCGAAAAAAAAUCUUGCUUUCAAAAUUCGGAAAAAUUGUAUCAAGCAUCCCACAAUACUUCACAGGACAGAGACAAGAGAAAAGAAAAUCAAACCUAUGAUAGAUAUACUGAACACACGACUGGAUAUACCAGCCAUAGGGAUAGAUAUUCCGAUCGUGAGGGUCAUUACCACCAAGAAUUUAACCAUCGCGGACAUGGCAAGAAAUCAGCUAGAGAAAUAAGAUAUGAAAUUCAGGCAAAAAGAAUCAGUCUUGCACGAAAAGAGAAGAUGGAAAAGGAAGAAGAAUCCCAAAGAAUUAACGCUGAAAUUAAAUCACAUAUCGAAAGUUUGCAAGAAACCGGAAAAAUACAGAAUACGAAGUUUAAUGUGUUACACUUCAAUAUACUGACUAAAACUGACGAAGCCCCGGUCAAAUACUUUCCUUGUGAAAUGGGGCUAGUUCAGUUUUCAUUAGAGCAGGGAUUAGAGAAAGAGUUCCACAGUUUUCUUCUCCCUGAUAAGGUUCCUGUGAGCUAUAGUUUUCAGAUCAAACAUGAUGCAGAGAAAACGCACCAGUUGGAUCUUCACUCUACUCCUCUUCUACGGUUGAGCCAGCAGUGUGAAAACGACCCAGUCCAACAUUAUACCUGGAUACUUCAAUCAAUCAAUCAAUUCAUUAUUCCAGAGGAUGAUGAUACUACUCCUCCUCUGUACACUCAUCCUGAAGACCUAGAGAAGACAAGGUACUUAAUCAAUCUGAUGGUUCACUCUACUGGAUUAUCCCAGUUUAAUUUUCAAGUUUUUCCCCUCGAUCAGCUGUUCUACAGGUUGUGCAUGAAUACGCCCCAGGGAGACAAAAUGAGUGACUCCAUACUAUCCCUGCAUAAGCUGAGUACUGAAAUGUAUUUGUAUACACCCAACCUUUCCUGCUCAUUCCAUGAUUGUAUUGACCAACCUCAAUUCUGCUCACUCAUGAUCUCUAAAAGAUGGAUUUUUAUCAUCUGUGGAGAGUGUUGUCCAUAUUAUAAUAUAGAUCUGAGAGUCGGAAGACAUCUUCCAGUAGAGGUUGAGAAGCAGGUUGACCGGAUUGAUCUUUAUCCAAACACUGAACCUGGAGAUCAAGGUGGGAUUGAUCCUGGAGAUCAAGGCUGGGUUCCUCAUCUACCUGUCCAGGAAGCAUCAAGAAGAUCAAGAUACGUGGAUACAGAUCCUACUAAUGACUGGGGCGUAGUCAAGUCACGUGGUAUCCCGGCAGGGGUCAUGUUAAACCAAACUGGAGAGUGGAACGGACCUAUCCGAGGAAAGUCAGAGCAUGUGUUUACAUCUGACAGGAAACUGCUGGAGCAGCAGUUAUCCCUGCAGAUCCAAGAUAAUAAAAAAGGGAUUUACGAAACAAAUACGAGUUUAUCUCAAGGAUCAACCAUUCAAAGUUCUGUUCUAAAUUCUAGUCCGCCAUCUUUAACUCUGACGUCACCUUUUGCGCGUGGACGUGGAAUGCCGCAAUUUUUAUCAAAUAUUCACGAUAUAGAGUUUAGAAACCCGAUGGGUCGUGGUCGGGGGUUUUCUGUCGCAGGGCGAGGCCAGGACUGUGAUGUAAGAGGUCUCGGAAGAGGUUUUGAGCGCCUAAAGAUGUAAAAUAUUUAUAUAUAUUUUUUUUGCUUUGAAAAUUUGUAAAUUAUAUUUUCAGA